Tuber aestivum (summer truffle) is the source of this 1761-nucleotide messenger RNA. NCBI's taxonomy places the organism in Eukaryota, Fungi, Ascomycota, Pezizomycetes, Pezizales, Tuberaceae. The record is from the annotation of a GenBank genome assembly.
AUGAAGACUAUGACAAGUGUACUUUUCCUCCAAUUCCUCCUCACUGCGACAGCUCCUUUUUUUGUGGCGGCUAGCACACCCUACAGAUGGCCCGCGGGUGUUGAUCCCUCGAAAAAGUACUGGCCGCUCGGUGAAGGGCCUCCAUCGAAGCGAUGGCUGAACGAGCUUGCCGAAGCGUUCAAUUCGAACCAAUCUUUUACCCCAGAGUCCAUAAGUCGGGCGUUCGCCGUGAAGAAGAUUAUGGAUCCGGCUGAAAAGUUCAUGCCCGAGUAUUGGAACUGGAGCGGGGGCGGGGAGAACGGGGAAGGGGAAGGACAACAGGUUAUGGUAGCGAACUUGACUUUCAAUUCGCCGGUUAGGAGGAGCAUGUUUGAUAGCUAUGUGUAUAGGGGGCUUUUCAAGAGGCAGAACUUUCAAUGCGCUGUUGGAACUCACGCGUGUACUAAUAUUGGGCGCCCGCAGAGCUGCUGUAACAAUAAUGAGCAGUGCUUUAAGAUUGAGGAUACUGGGUUUGGGGACGUAGGGUGCUGUGCUAAUGGCAUGUUUAGCCCACCCUUUUCUAUGGCCCUUUUGAGGUUAGAGGCUAAUUUUAGCGGUGCAUUGUUAUAGGACAAACGUGUUCUGGAAAUCUCAAGGGCUGUGGGGAUGAUAAAAAGGCCUGUUCCAGUCGAGAAGGUGGCGGCUGCUGCACUGAAGGCUAUAACUGUUCAGCGCAAGGCUGUGUGUUCCCUAACGCUGUAUAGCUCAUCCGCUCUCCUUUUUUCUAACAAUUCUCAGGUGUUCCCGCAGAAGGACAGGUUGUAAACAGUGCCGGCACAACUACUACGUCACCGACAAACUCGGCAUCAGCCUGUUCAUCUGGCUUCUACGCUUGCCCUACUAACCUCGCUGGCGGCUGUUGUCCGUCGGGACGCCUUUGCGGUGUGAGUGACUGCCCAUCAAUGACAACCACCGGGACACCCGUAGCCACCGGCGAUACCUGCCCGACAGGAUACUACACAUGUUCCGCGCAGUUCAACGGAGGCUGUUGCAGAAUUGGCCGUGACUGCGGUAUAACUAAUUGCCCCGAGAGAGCUAUUACCAUCAGCAGCGGAACAUCCCAGGGUGGUGCGCCCGCAGUGACAACCGGGGGCAGGUGUGCGUCUGGUUGGUCGUCUUGUCCUAGCAAUCUCGGCGGCGGGUGUUGUCCAACGGGAUAUACUUGCGCCGUCAACAAUUGCCCUGCUGUUACCCUUACUGGGUCUAACUUUAUCGUUUCUGGCUCUGUAAGUUCCGCUUUCUCCCUAUAUCCGCACGUAAGAUACUGAUAGACGGGCAGACCAUGACUGAGCCAGUCGUUCUCCCGGAAACCGGGAAACUCCAGCCCACCGCCGGCAUCACCCCUAACGCAGCACGAUACGGAAAGAGCAUUAAUGGCGUACGUGAGGUCGUCGUCGUAGUCGGGGUGGUGGUUGGUGUCGUUGCGAACGUCUGAUAUCUUUUCUAUGAUAGGAUUUCUACACACCGCACAAAAAAGGUUAGGUCUUUGUACUGUUGCCGUUUGUUUGUUUUGUUUUCUUUGUCGAAUUCGGAGUAUUCUGGCUUGAUUUUGAUUCGAAUUUUCUGCGAACUGUGAUAUCCUAGUUCCUUUUUUCUCCUAUUGUGUUUUAGCGGGUAUCUGGUCGAAACUGUAACGAUUACGUCUUUUGGUGGUUAUGUGUGAUGAUAUAUGGCUGUUUCUUGAGAUCAAGUACAAAUAGGUAAUAGAUGAUCCGCAGUGUG